Messenger RNA from Colletotrichum orchidophilum, 1740 nucleotides. RefSeq names its product L-ornithine-N5-monooxygenase. The transcript has 6 exons. The record is from RefSeq and is a predicted model, not a curated record. The coding region runs from base 1 to 1740 and encodes 579 amino acids. Gene Ontology annotation, molecular function: oxidoreductase activity, acting on paired donors, with incorporation or reduction of molecular oxygen; heme binding; iron ion binding. NCBI's taxonomy places the organism in Eukaryota, Fungi, Ascomycota, Sordariomycetes, Glomerellales, Glomerellaceae.
AUGCAAGACUUUUCCUCGACACUAAACGCCAACUUGGGCACUGGGAUAAUGUUAUCCUGUGCCCUGGCCGCGGGAGCAGGUCUCCUGUCUCACUGGGGCUACUUCAUCCGCGGGCAUAGGAGCAUGGAGGUCUUCAAUAUCUUGGUCGUUCACGGCGUGGCACUGGCGCUUUUGUUUGUCAAAUCGGUCUCGACUUUGGGAUUGACAAAGGGUAUUACGGCACAUGUCGCGACAUCCAGCUCCUACCUCGCUGCGCUGUUCACCAGCAUCUGGGUUUACCGUCUUCUCUUCCACCCCCUGCGUCGAUUCCCCGGUCCCUUCCCGGUCAAAGUCGCCAAACCCUACGUUAUGUGGUUGAACAGAGAUUUAAAGUUGCACGAUAAAUAUCUCGAGAUGCACGAGAAGCACGGAGAAUUUGUGCGCGUGGGCCCGAAUGACAUCUCAGUUGUGAAUUUAGACGCUAUCAACAAAAUCCACGGACCACAGACAAAAUGUACCAAACACAACACUGGAUUUUACGACGCUUUGGUGACAAGGGGUGAACUAAACUUGGAUUCCCUCUGGCACAAUGAAGUACACCGCGACAGACGCAAAAUAUGGGACCAAGCGCUGGGAAGUAAAGGUAUCAUCCUGCCCUUCUCAGCCUCGAUCUUCCUGCAACGAGACCUGCCAACCAUCGAGUUGACCUCUGCUAACCAUUCUCCAGCACUGGAGAAAUACGAAGAAGAAACCCGCAUCGUCCUUCGAACUUGGCUGAACCGCCUGGAAGAAGUCCAAGGAAAGCCAAUCAACGCCUCGCAUUACGCAAAACUCAUCCCAUUUGACAACAUGGGCCGCGUGGGUUACGGACGCGACUUCGGCACCGUCAGAGAUGGCAGGGAAGACAGGAUGCUGGAUCUCAUCGAGACGACGUUCAAGCUGGGCUCUCGACUGGGGCAGACGCCUUGGCCGCUCGUCUUCCUGGCAAAGUUACCGCGGAUAGGUAUGCAAAAAGAGUUUGAGGAUUUGGGAGUCGACUCUGAUGAGUCGCAUGAUAUGUUGAAGUACUUCCUCGACGACUACAAGUCUGAGAAACCCAAGUCCUUCUUCAACGUCAACAUCAUGUACACCGACUCACAAGCCAUCCUCAUCGGCGCAACAGACACAAUCUCCUGCACCCUGGGUUACGCGUUUUAUUACAUCGCCCGCGACGCCAAACUCCGUCAGCAUCUUUACGAAGAGAUUGCGCCGAUACACUCCAGGACCCUGGAGGGAGAGUUCGCAGUGGCCGACCUCAAUAAGCUCGAGCUGCUCGAGGCCGUCAUCACCGAGACGCUUCGCAUGCAUGCGCCCGCGCCGAUCAACGGCCCAAGAACGGCUCCGCCAGAGGGAGUGACCAUUGACGGGACGUACAUCCCUGGAAAUGUGACUUUAUUCACUCCUAUACACUGCUAUCAUAGGAGCCACAAGUAUUGGAGAUCUCCCAACGAAUUUAUCCCCGAGCGCUGGACGACGCGUCCAGAGUUGAUAAUCGACCGCAGGGCCUUCUUGCCCUUCAGCUACGGUCGAUAUGACUGCGUGGGAAGGCGUCUGGCUUGGAACGUUCUCCGUCUCACGAUCGCUUACACGCUCUGGAACUACGACUUCCAAUUCGCUCCUGGUGAAUACGGCAAGACGUUCGAGGAAGAGGCCAAGUUCCAGCUGAUUGUCAAGCCGGCAAAGCUGGAUUGCGUCUUUACGAAGAGGCCCGAGCGAACCUAG